Pelodiscus sinensis (Chinese soft-shelled turtle) is the source of this 1002-nucleotide messenger RNA. The record is from RefSeq and is a predicted model, not a curated record. NCBI's taxonomy places the organism in Eukaryota, Metazoa, Chordata, Testudines, Trionychidae.
GUUGGAUCCCUGGCUGGUUCAUUUGCAGACCAGUUGCCUGAGCUGUUCAUAUAAAGCAGCUGUGGGAAAGAAGAACCCAGGCGGCUGCCGACAUUUUGGUGUAACAACACCAGCUGGGAGGACUGAGCAGAGGCUGGAAACAUCUGCCCCAUCUGAAGAGACAUUGCAGGAGACGCCGAGUCCAAUCCCCAUUUCAGAGGAGGAAUGGCCGCCUAUCAAUCGCUGGGAACAACUGCCCGGAGCGAGAUGGACGGGCAGAUGCCGAGAGGAGAUGCUGACAACAGCAGGAGAUCAGAGCUCAGAAUCAUCCUCGUUGGCAAAACCGGUGCUGGGAAAAGUGCCACGGGAAACACCAUCCUUGGCGAACGAACAUUUGAGUCCAAACUCCGGGCGACACCAGUGACUCUGACUUGUGAAAAGGGGCAAAGGACCUGGAACGGGAGGGAACUCGUGGUGAUUGAUACACCUGCCAUCUUUGACCGAAAGGUGUGUGAUACAGUGACAUGUAGUGAGAUCAGUCACUGUGUCGCACUCUCUGCCCCAGGCCCCCACGCUCUGGUGCUGGUGACCCAGCUGGGCCGUUACACUGAUGAAGACAAGGAAGCCGUGAAGCGAGUCUGGGAGAUCUUUGGAGAUGGAGCCAUGAGGCACACGGUCGUCCUGUUCACCCGGAAAGAAGAUCUAGCGGUAGGCUCCCUGCACGACUAUGUGAGACACUCAGAUAACAAAGAUCUUCAGGCGCUGAUUCAGGCGUGCAGGAACCGCUACUGCGCUUUCAACAACAAAGCAACUGAGCAGACGGAGCAGGUUUCGGAGCUGGUGGAAGUGAUCCAGAGAAUGGUGCAGGAGAACGGGGGCUGGUAUUACACCAAUGAGAUGUACCUGGAGCCCCAUUUAACUGAGCAGAAAGUGAGAGGUUACAUUGGAGUCAAUAAGAGAACCAGGCUGGGAACCGUGGAAGCUGCUUGCAUCAAGUACAAGAAAGCGAUUUGGGGCUUCUGA